UGGCCCUCUUGGCUGUAUGCACAGUACGAGCUGGCGCCGGCGGCGGCGCGCGUGCGUGCUGACGUGCAACGGUGCCUGCUGUGCGCGCCGGGCGUGGUGCCGGCCGACCCGGCCGAGCUCUCCUACUGGGUGGCCAUGAGUCUGCCGCUCGAUGACGACGUCAGGGCCCGGCUGCUGCGGCUGGACUCGGUGGUGAGGCGGCUCCGGUACGAGAUCAGCAUCAUGCGCACGUUCAAAGUGAUGGCAUGCGCCGACUGUGAGCAGCCGCUGGCCAGCUCGGACGAUGUGUUCGCCAUGUCGGCCGAGGGUCCUCAGAGCAUCUUCGUCAACCCGCACGGUGACCUCCACGAGACUCUAACAUUGCACAGGGCCAGCGGCCUACGAUGCAUCACCCGGCCCUCCACAGAGUACAGCUGGUUCCCCGGCUAUGCCUGGGAGAUUGCCCACUGCACCCAGUGCAGCAGUCACAUGGGCUGGAGGUUCACGGCGUGUCGCGAGUCGCUGCGGCCGACCUCCUUCUGGGGGCUGUGCCGCCGCUCGUUGGCCGUCCGCUCCGGCCCGGUGGCCGGAGCGCCGCCGCCCGACGAGUCCGACGAGCCCGGUCAGAUCAAGCUGAUCUUCUGAGGCGGCCGAAGGGUGGCCUGCCGAGGCGGCCGGUCAUUUGACGGUGGUGUGCCGGGGAAGGGAUCGCGGCUCGGGCCGGGAGACCCGUGAUCCGGCGAAUUCAGGCAGGUCAGGCGGCUUCUCACGGACGUGGCUUCCAAGUGUCGCGGUGGUUUGCGUUACGUCGUACGCAUCGGCAUGGUGGCGCGCUUCGCCCUGUCAACAGUUUGCCUUUGCGGCGGUGGUAAAGACGUUGCUAGAUGGAUCUGUUUGCCGACCAGGCGAUGGCGAUGGCAGGCUGCUGGUGUCGUGUGUCAUGCGGAGGGCUGUGAGCUGAUCCAUGUUGUGAUCCGUUUACAGGAUGUGAUCGGGCUGUAUACUCGGGCCGGGGUGUGUGUGUACUUGUCGUGUAUCCGCAUCCUCCCCAGCCAUCGGCAGCCGUUGUAGCGCGCGUGCGGUGCGGCUGCCGGCCCCGGACGGGGUACAGUCGGUUGCGGUGCGGCGCCCUCCAUGUCGGUUAUGGUGCCUCUGGUGCUCCAGCAGCUCCCGGCACAGCGCUGGGUGUGCUCGGCUGGAACGGGGAACGGCUCACAUUGGCACAUCUUGCUGGCAUAGGUAACUGAGAUUCGGAUUUUUGCCCUGUGCUUGCGGAGCUUUGAGAAACGUACGGCAGUUUGUUGGGUGCCGAGUUUCCUGCCUGAAGGGCUGUUACUAAUAGAAUUUGGAAAUGCUAUGAAUAUGCCCGCACCCCUAGUUUACUGGAACAGGUUUGUAUCCCCACCCCUUCACUACGGAUCCCGAAAACUUUUUUUACACAUUCAACGCCGAAAACGGCACUUUGCGCUGGCUGGCCGUCAUACCAGGAUUUCCGGUCAUCCAUUAGAGAGGAGAUUAUGCUUUCAUGCUUACGUGAAAUGCCCGACACCUGCAUGGACGUUUGCGCAGUCGGACAGAGGGAUAUGAGGUGUUAUGGCCCGCAUUUUACUGGCAAAAUGUCGAAAAGCAAGUCUCGUUACAUGUAACUGACGGUCACGAUCAGCAGUGUUUUGCGGGCGGCAUAGAAACGUUGAUUUUGUGCAUCGACGUUCGGCAGCUGGCUGUCCGCCUGGGCAUGUCUUUGUUGGUGUCUUAUUGGCAAUACGCUUAUGCUACGGUAAUAUACGAGUACAUAUGUUGGUU
Pollicipes pollicipes is the source of this 1782-nucleotide messenger RNA. RefSeq names its product protein cereblon. Lineage: Eukaryota; Metazoa; Arthropoda; Thecostraca; Pollicipedomorpha; Pollicipedidae. The transcript is spliced from 4 exons. The record is from RefSeq and is a predicted model, not a curated record. The coding region runs from base 136 to 624 and encodes 162 amino acids.